This is a messenger RNA of Periophthalmus magnuspinnatus, 129 nucleotides long. Its product is annotated as keratin-associated protein 4-3-like. Lineage: Eukaryota; Metazoa; Chordata; Actinopteri; Gobiiformes; Gobiidae. The record is from RefSeq and is a predicted model, not a curated record. The transcript has 3 exons. The annotation marks the transcript as partial.
UUGAGUUGUUGUUGGUUGAGUUGUUGUAGGUUGAGUUGUUGUUGUUUGAGUUGUUUUGUUUGUAGGUUGAGUUGUUGUAGGUUGAGUUGUUGUAGGUUGAGUUGUUGUUGGUUGAGUUGUUGUUGGUUG